GAAAAGUUCUACGGGCCCUGAACGCCGCAUCCGACCAGUGGAGUUGCCGUAGUGCGUCACGUUAAACUAUGCUUUUGGCUAUUGCUACCAACAGCUUACCGACUUUUAUUUUUAACUAAAUUAAAUAAUAAAGAACAGCAAAGAAACUGCUACAAUUACAGUCGUUUAAAUUUUAUCAUCGCGUUCUUUCCAAGGAGGUGAUAUUUCGGAGUGGUGUAUGAAAGUAAUUGUGGUCAUUUCUGGGCUAGCUAAAGUAGCUAGCUUGUCUGUUAGGCAGAGUUGACAUCUCUCAGCUAACACAGAGUUUAGAAGCUAACUGGAAGAGACCUCCAGAUGCGGCUAAAGGACCCCUUUUCUUCGAAAGCUGUUGAGAUGACUAAGCGGACCAACAAACCGCGGAAACCCAGAGAUGAAGAGUCAUCAGAUGAAGUCAGUGGACUGACAUGCCAGCAUGUAAAUAAAGCCGUGGACCUGGGCUCUGUGAAGAAGUCGGUCCUCUCAGGCAUGUGGCUGGUGUGUUCAGACUGCCUGAAGGAAAGGACCAUGAUUGACGGAGAGCCAGUAGCAUCCCAUGACAUCCUAGUAUGCUUAAAAUGCGGUUUCCAGGGCUGCAAUCAAUCAGAGAUCCAGCACGCGGUCAAGCAUCACCAGGCCUUCCACCUGGAAUCUCACUGCAUCACCAUCAGCUUAAACACAUGGAAGGCCUGGUGUUUUGAAUGCAACGAGGAGCUCUCCACCCACUGCAAUAAGAAGGCUCUGGCUCAGACUCUCGACUUUCUACAAAAGCAGAGCACCAAAGCAACAACAGCAUCACCCAAGAUCAUAAAGCUGCGAGAUGAAUCCUCCGACUAUGUUGACCCGUCCCGAGGAAAGAGUCCCGUCAUUAACACUACCUUGGCUCCUGUUAAAGGAAUAACCAACCUCGGCAACACCUGCUUCUUCAACGCUGUUAUGCAGAAUCUGUCCCAGACACACAUGCUCAUCGACCUCAUCCAGGAAGUGAAGGAAAAAGGGCACAAGAUGAAGAUUUGUCCCCCUGUGGAGAUGAACCUGAAUCCGCUCACGGUUACGCUGCCCAGUCCAGAGCCUCUGACAGCAGCCAUGUUUGUCUUCCUGCAGAGCAUGAAGGAGGCAGGAAAAGGCCCCAUUAAUCCAAAGAUCCUCUUCAACCAGCUCUGCCAGAAAGCUCCACGCUUCAAGGGCUACCAGCAACAAGACAGUCAAGAGCUGCUGCAUUACUUACUGGACUCCAUACGAGUAGAAGAAACUAAAAGGGUCAAAGCUGCCAUUCUGAAAGCCUUCAACAAUCCGACAGAGAAGACUGCUGACGAGGAAACCAAGCGCCAAGUCAAAGCAUAUGGAAAAGAGGGUGUAAAGCUGAACUUUGUUGACCGCAUCUUUGUAGGCGAACUCACCAACACUAUCAUGUGCGAGGAGUGCGAACACAUAUCGACAGUGAAGGAGGCCUUCAUAGACAUUUCUUUACCCAUCAUAGAGGAGAGGAUGUCCAAACCAUCCAACCCUGGGCGGAUUGGGAAAGCCAGCCGUGAGCAGGACGUGCACACAGCCCACCACGACCUUUCUGUUGCACACCCCGUCAACAAAAACACCAAGAAGCAGAGCGGACAGAAACAGCUGAGGAGGAAAUCUUCCAGCUCUUUAGAGGAGAAGGGGGCCAGCUGUGGUGCGGAGCAGCCAGAGGAGGAUGGUGUGGCUGGCGGAUCGGCCCGCUGGCUCCCUGUUUGUAAGAUGGCGGCGGCUGGCAGUUUGUCAGAUGGCAGUGAAAGAGACUCUGGUGCUCAGGACAGCAGCAACGAUGCCGACAGUGAGGCGUCUGAGAGCGAGUGGGCGCCCCGUGCCUCCAGCCACGCCCUGGGACACACCUCCACCUCCCCGCAGGCCUCUUCGUCCUCUCCCUCCCCAUCUCUACUCACCAGGCAGUGUGGCGCUGUAGAGCAGAUAGCUGCCGCUGUUUCUAAGGUCAGCCUGGGGUUCAAUUCUGGAGACGGCUCUGCUUCCGCUCACUGUUGUCAUGAAGAGCAAACCCAAAACAGAGACAACCUCCAGCACCACCAGGGGGCUUUCCAGGCUCUGUCCCACAGUUACACCCCCAGCUCCAAAGAGUGCUCCAUCCAGUCCUGCCUGCACCAGUUCACCUCUGUGGAGCUGCUGAUGGGCAACAACAAGCUUCUGUGUGAGAGCUGCACAGAACGCCGGCAAAAGCAGCUGUGGAGGAGCGGCUCAGCAGAGAAAAAGGUAGAGAAGAUAUACACCAGUGCUCGGAAGCAGAUGCUCAUUUCUUUGCUGCCUCCUGUCAUCAUGUUGCACCUGAAACGAUUCCACCAGGCAGGGAUGAACCUACGGAAGGUGAACCGCCACGUUGACUUUCCUCUGAUCCUGGAUCUAGCUCCAUUCUGCUCCGCCUCCUGCAAGAACCUGGCUGCCGGUGAGCGUGUCCUGUACAGUCUUUAUGGGAUAGUGGAACACAGCGGUUCAAUGCGCGGGGGCCACUAUGCUGCCUAUGUUAAAGUGCGGCCCCCCCAGCGGAGGACUGAACUGCUUCACAAGAACCUGUCAGGUGCGAGGGACGCCAGCUGCAGCUCCCAGGGCCAGUGGGUGUACGUCAGUGAUACCACUGUGCAGACAGUACCAGAGUCCAGAGUACUCAACUCUCAGGCUUACCUGCUCUUCUACGAGGAAACACUGUAAAGUGACGAUUGAGACAUGUCUGUUGUGCUUUCAUUAUCCUGUGUUACAGCCCCUCCAGCUUCUCUUACCGUGACUGAGAAAGGGUGGAGGCAUGAAAAGGGAAUGCUUCGACUGCUUACGCUUGCUUGAUCUUUAAAAAAAGGCAUGGCAAAUUGUUCGAGAAGACUCAAACAAAACAAUACAAGACUUUAAUUUUGUUCCCUUUAUUGCCCACUUGUCAGUCACAUGUCUAUCUGUUUAAUUGGGUGUUUUGAAGAGGUUGAACAAUGGCUGAGACACAGACCGCAUGCUGGGAUUUACUACAAACAAGCAAAAGGAAAGCAUGGUAAACUGCUCCCAGCCCUCUUGAUGCACAUAUAUGUGAGAAACAUAGGAAUGCGUCUCCAUUGUUUCAUUCAGCAUCUUAAAUACUCUAACAGGAACGUCACGCGUUUACACAGCUAUUUCCUUCUUGUUUCCUAAGAUUUUCCCUUGAAUGUUGAGCAUCGUGGUUUUUUAGGCCGGAAAACUUGCAUCACCUUUUGCAGAUUUUGGGUCACUUGCAAAAGCAAGACAUGAAAACUUUUGAAUAUAUUUGGGUUUAGAGGAAAAUCUGCAGCUGUGAUGGCAAUGCAAGCUUCUGCUGCAGCUUCUCAUUAGACUGAGUCAUCACUAGGAGCAAAAAACACAGAAUUAUUCCAGCUUUGGGUUUCCAAUACCAUUAGGACAGAAUUGCUGCAUUACAAAUGAUUUAGAUGUGCAGGUUAUUUCACAAAAGUGAUGGAGAUCACAAUGAAUGAGAGUUUAGGAAGGAGCUGCAGACCGAAAUGAAUCUGAAGAGGAGAAGACUCAUGUUGACUUUAGAAAGUGACUAUCAUAUAGGUUCAGUUUCAUGUUCUACUUCACAACCUACUUGUUUUCCAUUUGCACAGUUUGAUCCAUCUGAAUGUAUGAAUGUAAGACUAUCAAUGCGUUUGCCAAAAACACGCUCUGCAGCUGCAAACCUGAUCAGUUGUAUUUGUGUUUUGUCUUUAUCUUGUUCCGUCUGUACGCCUCUGAAACGCACGCAGAUGCUCGUCAUACCAACAAAACACCACAUCUGCCUUCAUUUUGCCAAACGGCUGUAACUACAGGCUCAUCAUCCCUGCAAAUGAUUCAAUUCCAAAUGCAAUUAAUAUGUUUGAAAGAUUAAAUCUAUAUUGUUCAUAGAAAAUAAAUGUCAAGGCUUUUGGCCUUACAAGGAAAAAGCUCUUUGUCAAAAUGUAUUUGGGUAAAUGUCUUAAACUAAUGUGAAAAGCUGUUUAUCGGUUUCUAUUAGCAUAUUAUAGAUUCAGCUCCUUUCAAUUGUUUUCUGCUUAAGCUUGUUUGCCUAAACAGCAGCAAGAUGAGAAAGAUAAAGAGGAUGAGGAGGAUUUACCAGAAUAAAUUUAGCUUUUUUUAUUUUAUUUUUGAAGUAAGGAUCUACUCAGUGCCUCUGCAUCAGAAAGGCAAAGUAUGAUUAGAAGAGAACAUGAGGUAAACAACUAGGUGUGGCUUUAUUUAUGUACAGUAUGGCUUACUGUAAGCAAAAAGAGUAUGAGGUUUAUGUAAUUUUAUAUACAGAAAUGUAUAAAUCAUGGUGCUUCAAAUGUUUAAGAUUUUCCUUUCCAGGUGUGAAUACUUCAAUGCUGUAAUGCAUCAUUUGGAAGGAUAUAAAGGUCUAAAAUAAAGGCUGUUUUGGAGCUGGA
Oryzias latipes (Japanese medaka) is the source of this 4415-nucleotide messenger RNA. RefSeq names its product ubiquitin specific peptidase 45 (gene usp45). The record is from RefSeq and is a predicted model, not a curated record. Gene Ontology annotation, biological process: protein deubiquitination. NCBI's taxonomy places the organism in Eukaryota, Metazoa, Chordata, Actinopteri, Beloniformes, Adrianichthyidae. Gene Ontology annotation, molecular function: zinc ion binding; cysteine-type deubiquitinase activity.